UCUGUCUUAUAAGGAAGUGACUCUCUGCUGAAGCACCAGAGUUUGUGGCAAGACAACCCAAACUAUGAGACUUGUCGUAGCAUUGGCGUGUUUCAUUGCAGGCUGCCUGGCCCAGAAGCCUCACCCAUGCAAGAGUCCUCCUCUUAUGGGUGGAGCGCUCGUUUUGUCUACACAGAAUGAGAAGCUGCUGGUCUAUGUCCGGUACCUGUACGAUGCAAUAGGACAACGGAUACGACUCUGGGAGCAGGGAUCCUACGACAAUAAGACUUUCACCGCCGACUAUCUGCUACACUACAGAGAGAGUGCUGUGUACAACAUCAGUGAUUCUAAAAAGACAUGUGAGAAACUGCCCCUGAAGGCAGACUUCCAGCCCCUGGGGAUCCCCCCGGAUGCGUCUCUGGUGGGUCAGGUGGUUCUGGGCAGCUCGUCUGGACCUGGACAAGGACUCCUGACCAACAUCUGGACAGGAGAUCUGCCUGAAAAAGCAGGAAAGUUCUUAAGCACAGUCACCGAGUUUGGAUGCAUUCCUGUCAGCACCGCCUAUCAGACUAAAGAGUAUGGAUGGGUGCAGAUCACUUUCUUCAACAACAUUGUUGGGAUUUCGGACCCCAGUCUGCUGAACCCUCCAAACUUCUGCCCACAUGCAGAGUCACUUCAGAGUCAGCGCGCUGGAGUGAAGCCACACGACUUCCUCAGCUUGUUCCUUUAAGCAAACUGAGAACCGCCGGUUUCUCAGAACUGAAAAUUCAGAGUUUCUCAGACAGAAUACAACAUUUUAAAAUGCAUUUCCUUCUUAAUGUCUGUUUAAAUGCUGCAUGUCAUUAAAAAAUGAUGAACGCAGUGGAUGAACUUCUGCUUCUUUCAGUUCUCCAAAGUAUUUUGUAAGCGCUUUGUUUUGUUUGACGGACUCAUUCCCGUUUUGUUACCAUAGAAUAACUGAUGGUAUUUUGCAUCAAUAAAAACAGCGUGAACAAAUGCACUUGA
Betta splendens (Siamese fighting fish) is the source of this 984-nucleotide messenger RNA. Its product is annotated as ependymin-like. Gene Ontology annotation, cellular component: lysosome; extracellular region. NCBI's taxonomy places the organism in Eukaryota, Metazoa, Chordata, Actinopteri, Anabantiformes, Osphronemidae. Gene Ontology annotation, molecular function: calcium ion binding. The transcript has 6 exons. The record is from RefSeq and is a predicted model, not a curated record. Gene Ontology annotation, biological process: cell-matrix adhesion. Bases 65 to 709 code for a protein of 214 amino acids.